This is a messenger RNA of Oryzias latipes (Japanese medaka), 2856 nucleotides long. RefSeq names its product golgin A5 (gene golga5). Gene Ontology annotation, biological process: Golgi organization; retrograde transport, vesicle recycling within Golgi. Lineage: Eukaryota; Metazoa; Chordata; Actinopteri; Beloniformes; Adrianichthyidae. The record is from RefSeq and is a predicted model, not a curated record. Gene Ontology annotation, cellular component: Golgi membrane; Golgi cisterna.
CGAGGACGCGCUGUUUGAGGUCCUUGAUCGUUUCCGGGUCCACGUAUUGUGAAUGUGGCUAAAAUCCUCCCGAAUGAUGUCUUUAAUCAGGUUUUUAGGUCAUUCCAUGGUUUAGGGGUUAAACUGCAGCGGAUUCUCUGUGAGCAAAGACAGAUUUACCUGCAUCCUUAGGUCUUCGCGGGAGCAAGAUGUCCUGGCUCACAGACCUGGCAGGAAAGGCAGAACACUUCCUGAAUCAAGUGGACCAGGGAGCUGCGACUGCUCUGAGCAAGAACCAGGCCAGAACCUCUUCUUUUUCAUCGUCCUACGAACAGGAAUCCAAUGUCAGGAAUGAGUUUGUUUCCACGGCCGCGGUGGAAGCUGACGCACCGUCACCCUGUCAUGAUGCGCCGAGCUUCAUCGCUGCUGCAGCGGGAAACAUCAAGAGAUCUAGUGCAACCCUGCUGGCUGGGACCGCCAACAUUCCCAGUAACGCAGCCAGUGCUGGCAGCGGCGCCGCCAACUCCAUCAAGAGCUCGUCCAGCUUUGUGAGACCCAAAAAGAGCGAGCAGGACGUGAACGACGACAUGCUCUUCAACUUCCUGAACAGCUCGGAUCCUCCGGAAAUCAGCCGACGGGAUUCGAGGAAGGAUCUGGCAAAAGUGGCGGCUCCGAUCCCAGAGCUGCAGAACCCAACCCCGACUCCGCCUCCCGCCUGUGUCCAGGCCACGCUGUCGGCCCCGCCCACGCCCCCCUCCACCCGCGGCGUCUCCAGGACCUCCAGCAUGAGCUCUCUGUCCGCUCACAGCAACCGAACGUCAGAGGAACCAACCCAAGACACACCUGACAGUUCAGACUCCAGCUUGGCUGUUCUUCAGGAUUCCAGUAAACAGGGGACCCCCCCUCCUCCCCCCACGGAGGAGCCCGCCAGCCAGGUCCUGUCCAGCCUGCGCCUGGAGAACCAGCUGCUGCGCAGCGAGGUGGCGUCCCUCAACCAGGAGAUGGCGUCGGUCAUUCAGAGAGCCAAAGACCUGCAAGAGGAGCUGAACCAGGCCCGUCUGCGGGCGGACCGGUGGAACUCGGAGCAGGCCCAGAAGGACCGCGCGUUUCGAGAUCUUCGCUCGCAGGUCGAUGACCUCAGUGAAGCUUUGUCCGCCAAAGACGGUCAGCUGGCGGUCUUGAAGGUCAGACUGGAUGAAGCUGAUCAGCUUCUGAAAUCCCGCAACGCUGCGUUGGAGGAGGCUCAGAGAGAGACGUCCAGAAUCAUGCAGGACCACACAGAGGGCAGCAGCAUGAACUCGCAGGCGCUGGAAACCAUGCAGGAGAGGCUGAGGGAGGCCGAGAAGGCGGUCAGGAGGGAACAGGAAAGCUACCGACAGAUGCAGACCGAGUACGCCGGCCGCAUGGGGAAGCUGGAGGCCGAGAGGCAGACUCUGGCGGAGGCGCUGACGGCGGCGGAGCGGCGUGCAGCAGAGGACAGACUCCGGGUAGACGAGCUCCAGCAGGCGGUGAGGAGCGCCAAAGCUGCAGCCGAGUCCGCUAAGCAGGAGUUCCAGGACUACAAGAGCAAAGCUACACGCAUCCUUCAGUCCAAAGAAAAGCUGAUAAACAGCCUGAAGGAGGGUUCUGGUCUGGACGUGACGGACAGCAGCAGGACUACGGUUCUGGAGAUGGAGGCGCUGCGUCAUGAAAAAGAGCUGCAGAGAGAAGAGAUCCAGAAACUGCAGGGGCAAGUGAGCACGCUCCGCGCCGAAAUCCAGGAUCUGGAGGCUCAGGCCCUGGCGGAGGCGGAGUCGUGGCGGGAGCAGCAGAUGCACCUGCAGGAGCAGGAAGCUGCGCAGAGUCGAGCUAAGCGGGAGUUGGAGGCGGAGAUGGAGCGCUGCAGACAGGAGCUUCAGUAUCUGGAGGAGGAGCACCAUCGAACCAAAACCUCCCUGCAGAGUCGGAUCAAAGACAGAGAAGACGAAAUCCAGAAGCUCAGGAAUCAGCUGACCAACAAGACUCUGAGCAGCAGCAGCCAGACGGAGCUGGAGAACCGGCUCCACCAGCUGACGGAGACGCUGAUCCAGAAGCAGACCAUGCUGGAGGCGCUCGGCACGGAGAAGAGCUCCCUGGUUUUCCAGCUGGAGCGUCUGGAGCAGCAGCUGAAGAGCUCCCAGGGGGGGCCGAGCGGGGGGCCGGCCAUCAACAUGAGCGGCCUGGAGGGGCCAGGAGCCCGACAGAGGAACUCCCCGGUGCUGUUCAGCGACCACGACGCUCCAGGAGUUUAUGGAAAAGUUCGUAAGGCAGCCAGCACCAUCGACCGCUUCAGCAUAAGACUGGGAAUCUUCCUGAGGCGCUACCCCGCGGCCAGAAUGUUUGUUAUUCUCUACAUGGCGGUUCUGCACCUGUGGGUCAUGAUUGUCCUUCUGACGUACACGCCUGAAAUGCACGGCCGCCCCGACGGCAGAUAGAAGACCUGAACGUCACGCUUUAAAAUGGACAGAAGCUGCUGGAAUACGGACUCUUUAGACUUAAUAAUUCCUUAUUUUGCACAGAGAUGCUAAGAAACGAAGAAGGUCACUCUGACUCAUUUCUGGUUGUUGAUAGAAGAACGGUUAUCAGAUAGCUGGGUUUUAAGUACAGAGCAGUUUAUUGUGUUGGUUGUCUCCUGAAAGGAUUGAAAUAGAAAGUUCUUCAGAUUAUAUUCUUUCAGUUCUUUGAUGUCCUGAGAGAUUGUAUUUAAAACAGAGUCUUUUAAUAAACGACACUAUGCAGUUUCUGGAGAAAUUGCCCUGAAAUCGUGGAACCCGGUUCUUUUUUAUUUAUUGGUGGUUACUGAGAUCUCUGAUGGUUAAGCUGAUCCUGUCCAGAGAAAAUAAAGUCUAUUAAAGACAA